AUGUCCCUUGUCCGCCCAUCCCAGCCAGUGGCGGUGCCAGUGCCAAACGGCAAAGAGCACCCAAAUCCUGAACCUACGGUAGAACGCACCGUACCUCUCUCCUACGGGCAAUCGCGCUUCUGGUUCCUGUCGCAGCUGGUCCCAGAUCAGACCGCAUUGAACAUCACCUUCCGCGCACGGCUCAAUGGCCCCUUGCGAUAUCGACGGCUGGCUGCCGCCGUAGCAGCCGUCGGGAGACGACACGAGGCCUUGCGCACGGCGUUUGCCACAGAUGCCCAGCAUGGCGGUCCCAUGCAGGUCGUCCUUGCCGCAUCGCCUCUGUCUCUGGAAUACUGCCGGGUCACGAGCGAGGACGAGGUGGAGAAAGAGUACAGGGAGCUCAAAGCGCACGUCUACGAUCUCGAAACCGGACGCACCAUGCGCAUCCGCCUGCUCUCGCUUUCGCCCCUGGUUAACUUCCUGCUGGUCGGAUACCACCAUAUCAAUAUGGAUGGCGUCAGCUUCGAGGUGCUUCUCGGGGAGCUGGAUCUGCUCUAUAAGGCCGGCUCUCUGCCUGACCAGGCGCUACUGCAGUACCCUGACUACGCAGUGCGCCAGCGAGCCGCGAUAUCAAGCGCCAGGGGCACCAUGGACGAGGCCGCGGCGUUCUGGCGGCGCGAGCUCCACGAUGCGCCAGGCGCACUGCCCAUCCUCCCUUUUGCAGCUGCGUCUGCCUCCCGCCCAACCACUCCGAGCUACUCGAAUAUCCGUGUGGACGCGCGCAUCCCGGCCUCGCUGAACAGCCGCAUUCGCGCCGUCGCGGCAGCGAACAAGGUGUCGCCGUAUACCUUCCACCUGGCCGUCUACGCCACCCUUCUCUCCCGCCUCUUCAGCACCACCGACCUGAUCAUCGGCGUUGGGGAUAGCGGGCGCUCGGAUCCCGAUGCCCGAGGCAGCAUUGGGCUGUUCCUGAACAUCCUGCCGCUGCGGCUGCGGCUGUCAAACAAAGACCCUGAUACUGAUGGGACACCGUUCGUGCACCUGCUGAAGAACGCUCGCAGGACCAUGCUCGCGGCGUUGGCGCACUCGGCGUACCCCUUCGACGCCAUUCUUGACCUUGUUCAUGCGUCCCGCUCAAGCACGCACAACCCGCUCUUCCAGGCGUUCAUGAAUUACCGCUCGAGUGUAAAUGAGAAACGGACGUUUGCGGGCUGCGAGGCGCUGGGCGAGGAGUACGCGGCUGGAGGGACGGCGUACGAUAUCACGGUGGAUGUGCUGGAGGGCAACGAGAGCGGGUCGCUGGUGAUGCUCUCCGUGCUGGAGGGGCUGUAUACGAAGGACAAUGCGCGGGUGUUGCUGGAGAUGUACAUGCGGCUGCUGGAUGUGUUUUCGGCGGAUGUGAUGGCUGAUGUGCACACCGUCUCGCUGUUUGCGAAGGACGAGGUCGAGCGGGGGUUGCGGAUGGGGCGAGGGUCCACAAUGCGCUCGACCUGGCCGGAAACGCUUAUCCACCGCGUCGACGACAUCACGUCCCAGAGCCCCGACGUCCUUGCCCUAAGCGACGGCAGCGGCGCGGUGACCUACGCCCAGAUGGCGCUCCGCACUACCCAAAUCGCCUCUGUGCUGCAGCAUUCGGGGAUCAAACGGCGCUCCCUGGUUGCCAUGUACGUCGAGCCCUCGGCCGACGCCGUCUGCUGCAUGCUCGCCACCAUGCGGCUGGGCGCCGUCUACGUCCCACUGGAUGUGCGGAGCCCAGCGUCCCGACUGGCGACGAUAGUAACCGACUGCAUGCCAGCGGCGCUGCUCACGGAUGGGAAGAGCGACGCGGGGGCACUGGGCGCCAACUGCCCCGUCGUCAGCAUUGCCAAUCUUGCCUCGACCACUUCGACCGUGCCCAUCUCCACGACGGCCACCGACACCGCCGCCCUCCUCUACACCAGCGGCACAACCGGGACCCCCAAGGGCGUCAAGCUGACGCACGCGGGCCUACGCAACCUGAUGGAGGGAUACGUGAUGAGCUAUGGGAUUACCGCGCACAACGUCCUGCAGCAGACGGCGCUGAGCUUCGACUUCUCCCUCGAGCAGAUCUUCACGGCGCUGGCGCUGGGCGGGACGCUGGUGAUUGUGCCGCGCGAGAAGAGGGGCGAUCCCGCGAGUAUUGCUAGGACCAUCCGCGAGUCCCAUGUCACAUAUGCGGCUGGGACCCCGUUGGAGCUGCUGUCGUGGGUCCAGUAUGGGGCGCCGGAUCUAAAGGCGUCAGAUCUCCAGGUCGUGGUUGCCGGCGGCGAGCAGUACACGCCGGACCUGUACCGUGCACUGACGGGGUUGGGCAAGGGGCUGCAAUUGCUGAACAUCUACGGGCCCACGGAGGUUACGGUUGCGUGUAGCAAGAUCGAGCUUACGGAGGCAGAGGCGAUGGGACGGGGUCGCAUCCCCGCCGGGUUCACACUUCCCAACUGCGCCGUGUACAUCCUCGACCAUGCCCUGAACGCCCUGCCGCCAGGAUACCCCGGCGAGGUCUUCAUCGGCGGCGCCGGUGUCGGCGGAUACCUGGACGACGCCCUCACGGCAGCGCGAUUCCUGCCUGACCCGUUCGCCUCGGAGUUUGCGCAGUCUCACGGCUGGACGCGCAUGUACCGCACAGGGGACCGCGGGAUGCUGCGCGACGGGGCGCUCGUUAUCCUGGGCCGGAUGGACGGCGACACGCAGGUCAAGAUCCGCGGGAUCCGCAUCGAGGUGGAGGAGGUUGAGAAGGCCGUCUUGCAGUGUGCUGGGGGCCGGCUGGCCGGGGUGGUUGUGACGCCGCGUGGAGAGCCACCGGCGUAUCUGGUCGCGCAUGUUGUGUUUACUGACCAGUCGCCAGGGAUACUUCCUACAGAGGAGCACGCGUCGUUCCUUAAGACGCUGCGCCGUGCCCUUCCCCUGCCUGAGACCAUGCGUCCCGCCGUGAUGGCUCCCAUCCGCGCACUCCCUCUCAACGCGCACGGCAAGCUGGACCGGAAGUCUCUCGCCGCGCUCGAGCUUGAUAUUCCACCGACGCUAGACACCAAUGGGGCGAGUAACAUCCUGACCCCUGCCGAAGCUCAAUUGAGAGCCCUCUGGGAGCGCGUCAUCCCGCCGGAUAUCCUGGGCUUCCACAGCCUGUCCCCAGCCUCGGACUUCUUCCAGGUCGGCGGGAACUCGAUGUCGCUGGUUGCUCUUCACGCGCUGAUCCGGAAGGAGCUUGACGCCCCGAGCUCGCUGACCCUCGCGGCGUUGUUCCAGAGCAGUUCGCUGGGCAAGAUGGCGGACGCGAUUACCGGUAGUGCCACCACCAAGAACGGCAGCAUUGCCGCCAAUAACGACAGCCAUACUCGCAACAUGGAUACAGACGAGAUCGACUGGACGGCCGAGACAUCCCUCCCCUCCCUCUCCCUCCCAGCCCCAGUCCACCCCCCACGCACCAUAGCCCUAACCGGCGCAACGGGCUUCGUCGGCCGCCACAUCCUGCGCAGACUCCUCGCCUCCCCGACGACACAAGGACUGCACAUCCACUGCCUGGCCGUCCGGAACCCUACCUCCCUAACCCCCUUCUUCUCGCACCCACGCCCAGACAUAAAAAUCACAAUCCACGACGGCGACCUCGCAUCCCCAACCCUCGGCCUGUCCCCAUCCACCUUCGCCGCCCUCUCCGCAUCCCUUGACUGCAUCAUCCACAACGGCGCCGACGUCUCCUUCAUGAAGAGCUAUGCCUCCCUGCGCGCGGCAAACGUCACCUCCACAAAGACGCUGAUCAAGCUCGCGAUGCAGGCCGGCCGCGCCGUCCCGCUGCAUUAUGUGUCCAGUGCGGUGGUGGGGCGGCUCAUGCUGGCUCAAACUUCUUCUUCUUCGACAAGCAAUGCAUCGUCUCCGUAUUUGGAUGCGGAAUUCCCACCCGUCUCGGUUUCUUCGUUCCCCCCGCCCCCGGGAUACAGCGAUGCGUAUGGCAUGACCAAGUGGGCUAGCGAGGUUGUGCUCGAGCGCGCGAACAAGACCGUCGGACUCCCCGUGGUGACUCAUCGCUUGUCGAGCGUGACGGUGCCGGCUAUGCUGGGGCCUAUCUUUACGGGUAUCCCAAAUAGCAACGGCACCGCACGCAAGUCGCAGCUCCCUGUACGUACUGUCAACGGCAACGGCAACGGCAACGUCAACGGCACCGGCACCGAAGAACGCGAAGACCCCGAAGGCAACGAAGAAGAUAUCCCCCCGCUCGACCUAAUGCACAACGUCCUCCGCUUCUCGCGCCUCCUACGCGCCGUCCCCGUAAGCGAGCACUGGACCGGGAGCCUUGAUUUCGUGUGCGUGGGGACCGUGGCGCGGGGGAUCGUGCGGGAGAUCGAGAAGGGUAGUCCAAGGAGAGGUGAAGCGGGCGUUCCGGUUCAGUUCCGGCAUCACUGCGGCGACGCCGUGGUCCCGCUUACGGAGCUGAGGGCGCUUUUAAUGGAUGAGGAUGCGGGCGAAUCGGAGGUGCAGGAGGUGCCCCUGGGUCAGUGGAUCAGCCGGGCGAGGGAGGCGGGCAUGAGCGGGCUUGUUGCGGCGGUGUUGGAGGGCGUUGAGGGGGGAGAGGGCGUGCUUGUGUUUCAGAGACUGCGGAGGGAGUAG
Messenger RNA from Aspergillus mulundensis, 4599 nucleotides. RefSeq lists its product as uncharacterized. Gene Ontology annotation, molecular function: phosphopantetheine binding; catalytic activity. The coding region runs from base 1 to 4599 and encodes 1532 amino acids. Gene Ontology annotation, biological process: amino acid activation for nonribosomal peptide biosynthetic process; secondary metabolite biosynthetic process. Gene Ontology annotation, cellular component: cytoplasm. The record is from RefSeq and is a predicted model, not a curated record. Lineage: Eukaryota; Fungi; Ascomycota; Eurotiomycetes; Eurotiales; Aspergillaceae. The transcript is spliced from 2 exons.